Molecule: messenger RNA, 2342 nt
Organism: Cuscuta campestris
Lineage: Eukaryota; Viridiplantae; Streptophyta; Magnoliopsida; Solanales; Convolvulaceae
Source: the annotation of a GenBank genome assembly
AACAUGCAGGGACAGAUUUGGAAGAUCUCAGAAGUGAGUACGACGUAAGCGGUGUGACGAAGAGUAGCAGGAGGAGCAAGCACAGUGUUAUCGGCGGCGAACUCGCCAUUGUUCUAUAUUUUAUCACUGUCAAUUGCCGCCUAACCCAUCUCCAAAACAGUACUCCGUAAUUUAUAUCUUAAAUUUAGGACAGACACGUUUUAUCUACUUGAGUUUUCUUGGAACAAUGUUGACUAUUAUGAGUUCAAAUAUCAUAGUUGUAUUUCGAAUUCUACCAAAAAUCUCAAAUUUAGUAGAAUUCGGGAUAUAUAUUUGAACUUAUAAGAGUCAACAUUAUUCCAAGAUAAUGCAAAUAGAUUACAACGUUUCUGUCCUACAUUUAAGAUAUAAAUAAUGUUUUGGAGAUGGGCUAGGCUGCAAUAAUUGACGAUAAAGUAUAGAACAAUGGCAAGUUUGCCGCCGAUAACACUGUGCUUACUCCUCCUGCUGCUCUUCGUCGCACCGCCUACGGCGUACUCACUUCAGAGAUCUUCCAGAUCUGUCCCUGCAUUUCUCAACAAAUUCCUGCGCUUACCCUCCAAGGCCGUCGGCGGCGCCACGCCCUACAAGUACGAGAUUCGCUACUUCCAACAGCGGCUCGACCACUUCAGCUUCGCCGAUCUCCCCCCGUUUCGCCAGCGUUACCUUAUCAGUACCGAGCACUGGGAAGGCCCGUCUCGCCUUGCCCCCAUCUUCUUCUACUGUGGCAACGAAGGAGAUAUAGAAUGGUUUGCCGCCAACACAGGUCUCGUCUGGGAACUCGCGCCUCGCUUUGGCGCCAUGGUCAUCUUCCCCGAACACCGAUACUAUGGUGAAUCAAUGCCCUUUGGGAGCAGGGAAGAAGCUUAUAAGAACGCGUCUACAUUGGCGUAUUUAACAUCCGAACAGGCAUUAGCAGAUUUUGCUGUGUUAAUCACUGAGCUCAAACGGAAUGCUUCUGCACAAUCGUGUCCUGUCAUUUUAUUUGGAGGAUCAUAUGGUGGAAUGCUUGCAACAUGGAUGAGGCUUAAAUAUCCUCACCUUUCCAUAGGUGCACUUGCUGCUUCUGCCCCAAUCCUCCAGUUUGAAAAUAUUGUGUCGCCCGACACAUUUUACAACAUAGUCUCCAACAAUUUUAGACGUGAGAGUGUCAGCUGCUUCAACACUAUCCGAGAGUCAUGGGAUGUAAUAAUGUCUUUAGGAAUGACAAACACUGGACUUUCGCUACUGAGCAAGACUUUCCAUCUUUGUGGGGAACUAAAGAGUGCUGAGGACCUUUCUAACUGGUUGGAUUCUGCAUAUAGUUAUUUGGCGAUGGCUGAUUACCCAUACCCUGCAGAUUUUCUAAUGCCUUUACCAGGAAAUCCAAUAAAAGAGGUCUGUCGGAGAAUGGAUAGUUUACCCAAUGGAACCAAUAUUCUGCAGCGAAUAUUCGAAGGAAUUAGUGUCUACUACAACUACACUGGAACGGUUAACUGUUUCAGCCUUGAUGACGAUCCUCAUGGCAUGAGUGGUUGGGACUGGCAGGCAUGCACUGAAAUGAUUAUGCCAAUGGCAAGUAACAAAAACACAAGUAUGUUCCCAGCGUUCGAGUAUGACUACAAGUCUGAUGAAGAGUAUUGCUACAAGAGUUACCAUGUCACUCCAAGGCCUACAUGGAUAACAACAGAAUUUGGUGGACAUGACAUCAAGACGGCUCUUGGGACUUUUGGUAGCAACAUCAUAUUCUCAAACGGUCUCUUAGACCCAUGGAGUGGUGGCAGCGUUCUAGAGAACAUAUCAGACACCAUUGUUGCUCUUGUUACUGAAAGAGGUGCCCAUCAUUUAGAUCUACGUGCAGCAACGGCCGAGGAUCCGGAUUGGCUUGUAGACCAAAGAGCAUCUGAAGUAAAGCUGAUCGAGGGCUGGUUGAACCGUUACCUUGAGUCUAAAAGGGUAAAUUUUCUUCCCUUACAGAGUGUCUAGCGGUCUGGUACAAGGAAACCAACUGAACCUAGCUAAGCUAGGUGGCGUGCUUGGAAAGAAGGGGCGAUGAGUGAAACCUCCAGCGACCCAACCCCUCUCGGUAACACUGUAAAUUUUGUACAUUUAGUAUAAUUGUGUUAAGUACUUAUGUACGGAGUGUACCAUGCAUUAUUAUUUUAUGCAAACUGUUACUAGCUGUAUCUUUAAGCAUCAUAUUUCAUGAGUUGUUUUUCAAUAGGCUAACACGUUUAUAGGUGUGAAACGUUUUUUAUUCCAAUAGGGGUAGCAAUAAAAACACACAAUAUUUUUAAUUUAUACUCAGGGUAUUCAUUUAUGUAAAAUGAAAGUACCAGCAACUA